AUGGGGCUGAGGGGUAGGAGGGGAGGCUUCCUGGAGCGGGUGACAAACGGGUGUGUGUGUCGGGGUGGGGGGGGGGGGGAGGACCCGGGCGCUCGCUCUUUAAAAGGCUGGCGGAAGUGUGGCGCGCUCUACCCGCACUCGCGGCGCAAACUUGCGGGCUGGGCUCGCGCGUGCGGUGCGGCAGGGCGGUGGGCGCCGGGAGCGGUGCGGCCCCCUCGGCCCUCGGCCCGCGCUCCCGGCGCUCGCGCCCCUCCCGCGCCGCCCGGCUCCCCGUGCCUGGCUCGCACACUCUCAUUUUCUCCCCGCCGCUGCCGCCGCUGCUGCCGUCAGGUGCCUGCACCCCGGCCGGCUGCGCUCGCUCGCUCCGCAGCCCCGAGCCUCGGCGCACGCAGCGCCCCGCACCGCCUCGCCCGCGUUCUCGGGCUCGGCGGCGGCGGCGGCAGUGGCGGCAGCAGCAGCGGCACGGUGGCGGCCGCUCCCAGCUCCAGCUUCCCGGGAGCUGCCGCCGAACGCCGCGCGCUGCUCCGGGGCUCCGGCCAAAGCGGCCGCCAGCUCCUCCCCGCCGCGCCCGGGACUGCCGGCGGCUCCGCGCCCGCCGUGGUCCGCAGCGUCAGCGCCGCCCGCCCUAGCCCGGGCUCCCGGCACCGAGAGCAGCUAGCGGCUGGCCUCCGCCUCCCUGCGCUUCCCGGGCGCAGCCGACCCCCGGCCGCCGCGUUCACCUCGCCGAUGAGCGGUUGGCGGCACUGGUCGGAGCUGUUUUCUCCUUGAUGCUAAGAUCCUGCCAGGAUAGGAGCUCACUUCCCUUUCCACAGCCAGACGCGGCAAUCUGGCUUGCAGGACAUGGGGACAAGGAUCUGAGAUCUCCUGUAGCU
Molecule: messenger RNA, 872 nt
Organism: Microtus oregoni (creeping vole)
Lineage: Eukaryota; Metazoa; Chordata; Mammalia; Rodentia; Cricetidae
Product: translation initiation factor IF-2-like
Exons: 3
Coding region: 1-768 (255 amino acids)
Source: RefSeq, a predicted model, not a curated record